Molecule: messenger RNA, 2212 nt
Organism: Pieris napi
Lineage: Eukaryota; Metazoa; Arthropoda; Insecta; Lepidoptera; Pieridae
Product: methanethiol oxidase
Exons: 11
Coding region: 100-1518 (472 amino acids)
Molecular function (GO): selenium binding
Source: RefSeq, a predicted model, not a curated record
GUAUUUCGGUAUCAAAAUCAUCAGCACUAGUUGAACCGUUAUCAUUCACAACAUUAGUCAUUAGUCAAUUCUCGACCGGUUCAGUGUGUUAACGUUGGAAUGUCUUGCUGCAAAGGUCCCGGCUACGCGUUUCCAUUAGACGCUUUUAACAAUGGCCCUAGAGAGGAGCUGUUGUACGUGAUCUGUGUACAACCCGACAAAACGAAGCAGGACUAUGUUGCUACGGUUGACGUAAACCCUAAAUCCUCUACUUAUAGUCAGGUCAUACACAGGACAUAUACUGGUGCAGUAGGUGACGAACUGCACCAUAGUGGAUGGAAUGUCUGCUCCAGCUGCUACGAUAGACCAGAACUGAAGAGAGACCUACUAGUCUGUCCAAGUCUCCAUUCAUGUAAUGUCUACAUUGUUGAUGUUGGUACAAAUCCCAGGAAACCAGAAUUACAUAAGGUAAUCGAUGGCUCAGAAAUGAGGUCGUUCAACUGCAGUUUCCCACACUCGGUACACUGCCUGGCGAGUGGAGAGGUCAUGAUAUCCACUAUGGGCGACGCAGAGGAAAAUGGAAAAGGAGAUUUUGUGCUGAUUGAUUCGAAGACUUUGAAAGUUACAGGUUCUUGGGCAAAAGGAGAAAAGAGAGCUAAAUUUGGUUACGAUUUUUGGUAUCAACCGUACCACGACGUUAUGAUCGCAACUGAAUGGGGUUCACCGAAACAUUUUAAAACCGGUUUCCACCCCGCGGAUGUAUCCAAUCCAGACUUAUAUGGAACCAGUCUCAAUUUUUACCGCUGGUCGACGCACGAGUUAAUUCAAGUUAUAGAUUUAGGGACGGAAGGGUAUGCACCCCUUGAGACCAGGUUCCUACAUAAUCCCAAAGCCGCUGAGGGAUUUGUGGGGUGCGCAGUACUAGGAAACGUAUACAGAUUUUACAAAAACAGCAAUGGAACAUGGAGCGCCGAUAAAGUCAUCGAUAUCCCAGCUAAAACUGUGUUACAAGGUGGAGCUGAAACUAAAAUUAAUGCUCUGGUAGGCGACAUAUUGUUGUCAUUGGACGAUAAGUACCUCUACUUAUCAUGUUGGAUGCACGGAGACGUGAGACAGUACGAUAUAUCAGAUACGAAAAAUCCAAAGCUCGUUGGACAAAUUUUCCUUGGCGGGCAAAUAGCGAACAACGACCUUCAUGUAAUCGAUGACAAGGAAUUGGAGGAACCACCAAAGCCUGUAAUUGUAAAAGGAAAAAGGCUUUAUGGCAGUCCACAGAUGAUACAACUAUCUCUAGAUGGAAAACGACUGUAUGCAUCCAGCUCUCUGUAUUCACCCUGGGAUAAGCAAUUUUAUCCUCAAAUGAUCAAAGAGGGUGGAUGGAUUGUGAAAAUAGAUGUGGACACCGAAAACGGAGGACUGAAGUUAGAUGAAGAUUUUCUUGUGCAUUUUGGUGAUGAACCCAACGGCCCGGUUUUACCCCACGAAAUUAGGUACCCUGGAGGAGACUGCACUUCAGACAUCUGGUUAGCUAAGGAAUAGCAAAGUGUGCCAAAGCUAAUAUUUUUAUAAAAUAAGAAUUUAAAAUUAAGCUUUAAAUUUCCGUUUGCACUUAUAAUGGUACCAACUAAGGUAAAGGUUAUUAGAUAAGAAUUAGGCAAAGGAUUUAAAUACUGUAUAAUGUGUAUAAUAAUGACAAUUUAAUUGUGUAUAGGGAUCAAUUUAGUUUCACUUGAAGUAAAAGCAGAAAGUUAGUCCUAUUGAAAAUUUGUCAACUAGAAACCGAUGCUAGAAAACCCUUUGCGUGUUGUUAAAGACUUAGUUCCAAGUAUGACUAUGUCUUACCUAGCACUAAGAUUCGACUCUGAUACUUGCCCUAAAAGUCUAAGUAAGUAGAACUGCCUUGCGAUUCUGUAACUGACUUUUCGAACUCACACAGCGGUUUUCAUAGCGGCAGUCGCGCUCAAAACAGUCGUAAAGCAGUCAUUUUACGAUUUGGCAUUCUGAUAAGAAGGAAACCGCGAAAACCGCUGUGUAAGAUCGACAAGUGAUUUACAGAAUCGCAAGGCUGUACGUCUUCUUCAGUGCAAACGGAGAAUACGCGAUAUACAUUAAUUUAAAAUACUCGCUUACAAUGUUAUUUUAAGCUUUUACCAAAAGACUGUUAGACCCUGAGUAAUCCAAUAUUUGAAUGUUUUGUAUAAAGUUGUAAAAGCGAAAUACAAAUGUAAUAAUA